AUGAGGCCUUCGCUGGCUCUGGUGUCGCUGUUCUUCCUGGGUGUCCAGGCCCAGCACGGGGCCGAGUGGACCUACUCAGAGGGGGUGCUGGAUGAGGCUCACUGGCCAGAGGAGUACCCGGACUGCGGGGGGCAGCAGCAGUCACCCAUCGACCUGCAGCGGAGGAAGGUUCGCUUCAACCCUGACCUGCAGCCCCUGGAGCUGAGGGGCUAUGGGGACAGCCACGGGAGCCCGUUCCAUAUGACCAACAAUGGCCACACAGUGCAGAUCACCCUGCCGCCUACCAUGCAGCUGACGGCCUCUGACGGCACCGUGUACAAAGCCACGCAGAUGCACUACCACUGGGGCGGCGCGUCGUCCGAGGUCAGCGGCUCUGAGCACACCAUCGACGGGAUCCGACGCGUGAUCGAGAUGCACCUGGUUCACUACAACGCCAAGUACGAGAGCUACGACAUCGCCAAAGAUGCACCCGACGGUCUGGCUGUGCUGGCGGCCUUUGUUGAGAUCGAGGAGUAUGCCGAGAACACGUACUACAGCAAGCUGCUUUCUCACCUGGCCAAGAUCAGGUAUCCAGGACAGUCCACCCAGCUGACCGACGUUGACAUUCUGGACAUGCUGCCCGGGGACACGUACCACUAUUACACCUACCAGGGCUCGCUCACCACGCCGCCGUGCACGCAGAACGUGCGCUGGUUCGUCCUGUCGGACUCGGUGAAGAUCUCCAAGGCCCAGGUCCUCAAGAUGGAGAAUUCCGUGCUGAACCAUCAGAACCAGACCCUCCACAACGGUUACCGCGAGACCCAGCCCCUUCACUCCAGAGUGGUGGAAGCCACUUCCCCUACUUCCCAAGUCCAAGAUCGCAACCAGUAUUACUUGCUCAGGAUCGACAACAAGCUUGACAACCUGCUGAGAAGUUUGGCUAAGGACAGGAUGUUGAAGAAGAAAAGAUACCAUUAGCCAGUGGGUGGGCGCCAGCUCGCCCGGCCUGGUGCCAAGGAUCCUGGAAAUCUGAACCACGCUGCUCCUACCUGUGAAACACUGGUGAUUAACACGGGGGACGCCAUCGCUCAGGGAAGGAAGGAAGACCACUAAACGGACCGGAAGAGAUGCGUCUCACCAAUGGACGGGGGGAGGGAAGCG
This is a messenger RNA of Perognathus longimembris pacificus (Pacific pocket mouse), 1140 nucleotides long. It is a transcript of the gene Ca6, whose product is annotated as carbonic anhydrase 6. Gene Ontology annotation, molecular function: zinc ion binding; carbonate dehydratase activity. The record is from RefSeq and is a predicted model, not a curated record. NCBI's taxonomy places the organism in Eukaryota, Metazoa, Chordata, Mammalia, Rodentia, Heteromyidae.